Messenger RNA from Penaeus vannamei (Pacific white shrimp), 1845 nucleotides. RefSeq lists its product as uncharacterized. The record is from RefSeq and is a predicted model, not a curated record. NCBI's taxonomy places the organism in Eukaryota, Metazoa, Arthropoda, Malacostraca, Decapoda, Penaeidae.
UUUCAUAUUGUUAGAGUACAAGGAAACUAGAGAAUUAUACAUUAUUAAUUUUUAAACCAAAGUUUAGAAAUGAUAGUGAACCAUGGUGUGAAACAGUUGCUGUAAACCAAUGUAUCAUACAGAAAAGCUAGAGUUAAUUUUUAUCUGUUGCAGAAAGAGUGAGCAGCAUCUCUGCUUCUUUUGUGAUAAGGUCUCUACCACCAAAGAGGCAGCUGAAUCCUAUGAAAGGAACCAUACCCACGUUGAUAGAGGUGCACUUGAGCUGUCUGAGGAUCCAGACUGGGAAAUUGACACCCCAUCACACAGUGCCAGAAAGAGAGAGCAGCAUCUCAGCUUCUUUUGUGAUAAGAUCUUCACCACCAAAGAGGCAACUGAAUCCUGUGUGUGAGAGGGAACAUACCUACAUUGCAGGAGGUAGAAAGGCCUUUGAGCAGUUUGAGGAACCAGAUUGGGGAAUUGACACCCCAUUACACAGUGCCAGGUCACCAGAAUCUGAUGUCGAUGACUCACAGCCACCUCACAAAAAGCUAAAAUUUGAUAACACACUUACUUUGGCUCUUAUCAGAUUCAUGCAACAACAUUUUAAGGCAUUUGACAGCAAAAAGAGAAAAAACAAAAGAAUUUAUGAAGAGGCUGCUUCAGAAUUACAGAAGAAUGAUUCAACAGUAACAACAAAGGAAGUAUCAUCAGAUAGGUGGAGUCGAUUAACCAAUAGACUUGAUCAGUUCCUGGCAAAGCAGCAAACCACAGGGAUGGGUACUGUAAAGCCACCCAGAUUCUUCCAGCAGAUGUCCUUCCUUCUGGAUCGGCCAUUAUAUACCAGGACACACCAUUUAGAAACCAAGGACUCCAUGCAGGGACAAUGUUCUAGUGUACCAAUCCAGCAAGUCUCUCUUGUUGAACAGCACACUUCAGCAGGUCAAUCUGAACUCAGCUAGACAGUCCAGUAGAACCACCAGUAAAUCAGCCAGAACAUCAAGCACAGCCAAAUGUACCAGAGACAGUUCAAGCAGCCCUACCUGCACCUCGUAGAACAAGACAUAGGCUGAGGCCCCCAAGCCACUGAGAACAGCUGGUAAAUGAUAUACGUUUGAUGGGUGAGCAGACUGGCAAAAUUAUCCCCUGCUUCAAGAAUAUACUUUUAAUAAAAAUAUGAAGGAAGAUUGUCUCAAGCAUGGAUAAAAUUGCCAACAGUGUUGACAAUCUUAAUGAGGCAACAAACAUAUUGAAAACAGCUGUAAAUACCAAGGCUGAGCUCAGAGAAGAGCAAAUAAAACCUACUCAAGUUUAAUAGUUAAGCCCUUGUUUUUUAUUCAUUACAUAUGUAGCAAAAAACUUAUUUUUUUUUACGUCUUACCUAGGGUGCCUCAAUUAGAGUUUGUUUCAUACCAAAUGGUAUUUUUCUUGGUGCUCUUUAGCUUAUAAGAAAAUAUAGAAUGGUCAUUGACUAGUCCUUUUUUAAUUUUAACUUAUAUAUUUACAGUAGGUUUUACUCUUUAGUUUUUUUCAUUAUAUUUCAUUUUAUGUACAUUUCAUUUUAAAAAAUCAGAUUUUGUUUGAUUGAAGAUCUCUUUAUGUUUAAUUUCAAGAGCUAUGUUAAGAAGAAUCUUGUUAGUUAAGAUUAUUGAUUGAUCUCUUUUUAGUUAGUUUCAGUAUCAUUGCAGGGAAACAUUUAUGCCAAAUAGUUAUUCGUAGUACAAAGAUAAAUGUAGUAUAUAAUAGCGAUUAAGCUCUUAUGCAGGUAAUAUGCCAAAUACCCAAUGAUAGUACAAAUACUGUACUGUAUAAGAUUAUGGAAAGAAAUCUAUUUUUUACUGUAACUUUAAAAACAAUAAACAUGCUAUG